AUGGCGGCAAAGUUCUAUGUGACGGCGGCACUGGUAGUGCUGGUGUACGGCAUCUAUCGCCGUCUGUUCCCCAAGCCAAUCCCAGGGAUCCCGUACAAUGCUGCAUCAGCGCAGAGGAUAUCAGGCGAUAAGCCUGGAAUGAUGGAAGCUUUUCAGAAACAUGGAGAGUUCAGCAGAUACCGCACUGGCCUCACGAACAAGCUGGGGUUCCCACUCGUGCAACUGUUCGCGUCGCCGUUCAUGCCUCCGUACUUGUACCUAGACGAUCCACGAGAGACCGAGGACAUACUUCUCCGCAGGAACAAGGAAUUCGACAGGUCGCCCAUCGCCAGUAUUGUCAUUGGAACUAUCAUGCCGCACUCGACUAUUGUGAAGAAGACGACUCCCCAUUACAAAGCCCAGCGAAAACCAUGGCUGGAUGUCAUGGCCCCCGAUUUCUUGCAGCGGGCUGUGGCGCCCAGCCUCUACAGUGCAGGCCUGGAACUGUUGGAACUCUGGAAAGCAAAACAGGAGAAGGCUAACGGUGCGGAGGUUGACAUCUUGCAUGAUUUUGACACCGCAGCACUCGAUGCUAUCUGGCUUGCGAUCUUGGGGGAAAAGCUUGGCGGCAUGAGAGACCAGAUCAACGAGAUCAACGGCGACAGCAAAGGAAAGGCUUCGACGCAAGACGAGGACAUCGCUAGCGGCAUUGAUAUGCAGAACGCUUUGGAUUUCAUGAACAAGGCUGCCCUAGGCUGGCGGACGUUCAAGUUCCCACCGCUACAGCUUUGGCUGCUGAAGAAGGGGAAGGAGUAUCAAAAGUAUGAUGGCAUCAAGAACAAGCAGAUCGAGAGAAUCAUGAGAACUUCCAUCGCAAAGUACCAGGCAGCCAUUGAGAAUGGUAUUGAAGCCCCAGACAAUUGCGCGAUGGACUUAGUCCUGAGGCGUGAGGUUCAGGCGGCCCACAAAGCAGGUGUGCCGCUGCGGGACUUGACCAAGGAUGUUGAGUUGCGAGACGAAGUGUUCCUGUUGUUGUGGGCGGGCCACGAUACGACCUCGAACACGCUUUCCUGGUGGAUAAAAUACAUGGCUCACUCCCAGACGGUACAAAGCAAGUUACGGUCGGCACUCCGAGACGCUUUUCCGGGCAUAGGGCUUCCCUCUGUCAAUGAUCUCGUGGACUGCGAUAUCCCAUACCUGGAUGCUGUCAUCGAAGAGGCUAUGCGCUUGGCAGGAACCGCCACCGUGACUCGGCAGGCGAUUGUCGACACCGAGAUCCUUGGAAAGAAGAUUCCUAAAGGAACCAAUAUUGUCUUCAACAACAUCAUGAAGAGCCGACCCGUUGCUGUACCAGAAGAAGUACGCAGCGCAACAAGCCGUGCAGCCUAUGAAAAGCGCGGCCGUCCUGGGAUUGAUGGCCCAGCAGGCGACAAUCUAUCAGACUUCGUACCGGAGCGCUGGCUUAUCAAAGGCCAGGACGGGAAGGUUGAGUUUGACGCUUACGCCAUUCCGCGCCUAGGCUUCGGUGACGGCCCUCGAGGCUGUUUUGGUCGAAAAUUGGCUAUGCUUGAAUUGAGGAUCAUGAUCACCCUUACUGCACUGAGCUUUAACAUGCUUCCGUUGUCGAGCAAGCGAGACAAUAUGGAGGCGGUUGAGACUAUGUUUCGGAAACCAAAAGCGUGCUACGCUAGAUUUGAGAAGCUAUAA
This is a messenger RNA of Neoarthrinium moseri, 1686 nucleotides long. RefSeq lists its product as uncharacterized. The transcript has 2 exons. The record is from RefSeq and is a predicted model, not a curated record. Gene Ontology annotation, molecular function: iron ion binding; oxidoreductase activity, acting on paired donors, with incorporation or reduction of molecular oxygen; heme binding. Lineage: Eukaryota; Fungi; Ascomycota; Sordariomycetes; Amphisphaeriales; Apiosporaceae. The coding region runs from base 1 to 1686 and encodes 561 amino acids.